This is a messenger RNA of Ipomoea nil (Japanese morning glory), 578 nucleotides long. RefSeq lists its product as uncharacterized. The coding region runs from base 45 to 434 and encodes 129 amino acids. The transcript has 3 exons. Lineage: Eukaryota; Viridiplantae; Streptophyta; Magnoliopsida; Solanales; Convolvulaceae. The record is from RefSeq and is a predicted model, not a curated record.
CACACACCACUAGAAUCAUAUCAAGGGAAACAAUUCAACAAGAGAUGGAAAGAGUUUCACUACUCAAGCUAGCUUGCUUCCUAGUGCUUUUCAUGGCUGCAUUAUCUUUGUUGCCAUCAAGUUUGAUGGCAAAAAUAUAUGUAGGACCAAACAAGGUUGAAUUGUUCAUGACUGGGCAGCUCUGCAAAUCUCACAGUGACUGCAAAACCAACACUGCUUACCCUGGCAACUUCUGUAUAAACCAGAUUUCUGGAUCUGAAAUUGGUCAUUGUGUUGGAUUUGGAUCCACUCUAGCUCUGCCAUCAGAAAGGAAGGACGAGGAACGCAAGCCAAACGUUGGUUAUUGUGGAAAGUGUGAAACUGACGAAGAUUGUCGGAAUUGCUCAGUAACUGCUGGUUGUGAGAAAAUAAUUGUACCUGGCUAUUGCAUGUGACAAUGUUCCCAUUUCCCCAAUAAUUACCUCACUACAAUUGCUUUAAGCCUUUAAUAAAUUACCUUUGUUUAUGUAAUAUGUAUUGCAUGUAUGUUAAAUACUUAAAUCGUCUCUUAAUAAAAUGUUACAUAUUAUUUAUAUAUA